Molecule: messenger RNA, 3102 nt
Organism: Closterium sp. Naga37s-1
Lineage: Eukaryota; Viridiplantae; Streptophyta; Zygnematophyceae; Desmidiales; Closteriaceae
Source: the annotation of a GenBank genome assembly
AUGCUCAACCGUCCCCCCGCUUUAGCCACUUCUGCGGGGGGAGCUAACGCAGCCCAACGGCGGAAACGGUCCAUCAACAGAAAGGGCACCGGAACUCUCUCUCUGCCCCUCCUCUCCCCGUCCGCCGCGUCGUUCGGCGCUCUCCCGGGCGCCGCCUCCCCUGCGGGCGGCGCCGCAGCUCUCGCGCAAGGGUCGCCGAUGGCGGGGGGAGGAUCGGGUAACCCGAUGACUCCCAUGUCGCCGAUGUUCUACUCGUCGCUGCUUCCGCCUGCGUCGCCGUCCGUGCUGCACCUGGCGCUGCAGAUCGACCUGCCGCCAGACCACGUGGAUGCCUUGAAGGCCGUGCUCCAGGUCAUCGGCAACUUCGCCAACGCGGGCGAGCUCCACCAAACCGCAGUGUGGGACCGCUGCUUCGCCGGCACCUUCUCCCGCCUCGCUACUGUGCGCUCGCCCGCGGUGCAGCGCCCGCUCUGCAUGGUGCUCUUCACGUGCUGCCGCGCCGUGCCCAAGCACGUCGACGGGCUGGGGGGAUCGAUGGACGGGGUCGCGCUGCUGGCGGGCGCGCUCAGGGCGCAGGGGGAGGCGCUCGUUGCGCGCGCGGAUGGGCGGGACGGCAGCACCGGCGGGGAUGUCUUUUCAGCUCUCCCGGACGCUGCCUCCAACGGAAUGGACGAGUGGCUGGGUCUGCUGGUGGAGAGGCUCUGCCUGCGUGCGCGCUACUUCGAGCCAGUCUUCAAGAACCUUCCCAACUUCUCGCCGCGCCCUGCCCUAGGGCAGGUCCGAGGACUUUUCUGCCCAGAACAAGCCGCGCUGCUCUGGGUUCUAUGGGGCUCUCUUCACGCCACUGCAAAAGCGCGGGGCAUCCCAGGCAUCGACCUGCCUUCUGCUUCUAACGAGGAUGAUGGGAACUCAAAGGGCGAUGAGACAUCAAGCAAUGAGACGUCAAAGAAGGCUGCAGCACCUGGGUCGAGGUGGCAGGUGCAUGGCUUGCCUGACAUUGGUCCGGGAACUCUCAAGUUCCUCCUCACAGCAUGCAGAAACGCUGCGGCGGGUCUGGGCAAGGCACGGGAGGAAUCAGGCAGCAAGGCGCUCACCUCCUCUUCCACCUCCUUCACGUGUCUGCAGCUGGUGCUCUGCUUCUCCCUCCGCUGCCUCCGCGUUCUCGCUGCCCAAGAGCCCUCCACCACCUCCCAUCCAGCUCCCACUGCUCAGGACUCCUCAUCCACAUCCCCACCCGAUGCUGCUGACGCCACAUCUGGAGCUGCCUCAGCAUCAGCAGGACAGACCUCAGAUCCGAAAUCAGGGGCUGAGGAUGCAUUUGUUGCGAUCGGAGGGUCUGAAAUUGUUCCUCUGCUGCUGGAUCUCCUCCAGCGGUUAAGUAUGCCCCGGGGUUCAAGUGAUCAAGAGAAGGAGGAAGCAUAUCCUGGACAUCGAUGUGACUUGGUGUCGGUGCUUGCAAACGCAUGUCACCACCGACCAGCGUAUCAAGAUGCUGUCAGAAUGUAUAAAUGUACAGGGGGGGAAACAGCCGGGGAUAUAUCUGGUCUUGUGCUGGUUCUGCGACAGAUAAUGGCAGAGUCUGGUGGUGGUAGUGGUGGGGGCAUGAGAGAUUGGUUGGGGUAUGCUGUGAGGUGUCUGGUGGAAGGGAAUGAGAGCAACAGGAACGAGCUGGCAGCAGCAGUGCAAUCAGGGGCAGUUUCUCAAGAGAUGUUGGAAGCUGCUGUGGCACGGGCGAGCCUCCCUCUCCCGUCUCUCACCAUGCCGUACGUUCCUCCUCAUCGCCGAGCCGCCGCGAACAGCUCCGCAGCCGAACCUGCUGUUCCGUCGGCGACAGCGCCAAACCUAGUGCCCCCCGCCCUCUGCGACCCUGUUUCCUUCCUAUUCUUCUCAUGGAAAAGAGGAUGCGCCCUUCUUUCCCAUCCCAUUCUCCAUGCUUUCUUCCCAUCAGCUCCCUCUCCAGCCCUCCCUUCCUUCACAGCAGCUCCCGCCCCAGCCUCCCUUCCUUCACAGCAGGUGUGUUUGAGUCGCACGGCAACAGGCACGCGCUCUGCCACCCAUUGCCUCUCCUCCACUGCCCCCCCCCCUCCCUCCUUGUCCUCAUUUUCAAUCCCCCCUUCACCCCAACCCCAUUCCCCAUCCGUCCCUUCCAUCAGAUCCCUCCCCGGCCUCCCUCCCUUCACAGCAGGCGCGUUUGAGUCACACGUCAACAGACUCACUUCCCGCCUUCCCGUACCUGUUUUCCGCUCAUACGACACGGGCCUGCCAGAGACCCUCUUUGCUGCAGUGCAAGCGUUGGCAACAGAGAGUGGUGCUGUGAAUAUGCGAUACAAGGAGCGAUCGCGCUAUCACAUCUGGAUAGCAGAUACCGAGCUGGAAAUCGAGUACAAACUAAUCUGUGUUCCGAACCCUGACAACUCUGGAAUUAUCCUCACUAAGGUGAAGCACAACUCGCUGCGCUAUGCAGUCGUCGACAUUGCUCGCCCCGUCAAGUCCAUUGACUUCCGCCUGCUGUUGCUCAAAGAAUCAAGGCUCUGCUCUCUCGAUGAUGCCACUCGGUCCGCCUGUGAGCUCAUAUCAUCCACAGCAGUCAUCGACACGAGUGCAAGAGGGGGGCUGCUCUGGCCAGACACCACCCCUGGCUUCGAUACCACCCUUCUCUCCUCCUCGUCAUCAUCAUCAGCAGCACCACCACCAGCAGCAGCGGCAGCCACAGCAACACCCACUACCCCACCUAAUCCGUCGUCACAGUCAGUCCAACCGUCGCCAUCCACUCGCUUCAGAGUCAUGGGCUGUUGGCAUCUGGACAAGUCCCGGGCGGAGUCGGGCGGACGGUUGUGGAAGCUGGCUCGGAUCAACGGGCUGGUGGCGGGGCAGGUUGGGAGCAGCUUGAAGCACCAGAUUGACCUUUGCCCCUUGGCAUGGCGAGAAACAACCAAGGGCCAUGAAGCCCCAAGCAACAGCAUGAGUAGUUCACCCGCAACCUACUCGGCGACAUCUUGCUUCGACUCGAGCUUGCAGCAGGCUGCACCACAGUGGACACCAGACAGCAUUCUUGCUGAUUGCCCCGCCCUCAUACACUGGCUGCAGCAACACCUGCCUUAA